This is a messenger RNA of Physella acuta, 745 nucleotides long. RefSeq lists its product as uncharacterized. The record is from RefSeq and is a predicted model, not a curated record. Lineage: Eukaryota; Metazoa; Mollusca; Gastropoda; Physidae.
CGUGAGAGCGGACGUCACUGGACGUCUGAGGUUCAAAUCCAUCGUGAGGAGACCAGCCAUGCGUGUAGAUGUCAACCUGGUGACCCAACCUGGGCACCCGAUGGAGGUUUGCGAGUUGGAGGUUUUUGGGGACUGCUCGUCCCCCGUGUACGGGCUGUACUGUGAUGAGAUCUGCAGCAUGGGCUGUGUGGACCAGCUCUGUCACUACAACGGACAGUGUUACCACUGUGUGGAGGGGAGGACGGGCAAACAUUGUGUAGGAGGAAAUUCCAACGCAAGUUUUGUCCCCGAGGAAUUCGAUGACUCACGGAAUGUGACGUCACCGCCCACACACGAACCGAAAGAGUUUUGGAUUUCCUUCGGGUUCGACCUGGUGGUGUUGUUGUUGUACCUGGGGGCGGUCGUCUGCUUCCUGCUCUGUUUCAUCGUCUUCUGGUGCUGUAGACGAAAGGCGCGGCAGAUAGAAAAGGUUCACAGGCUCAGUGUCGUCUCAGACAACUCCAAACACCAGAUCCCAAGGUUCGUAUCACAGAUUGGCCCCGUGGAGAGCACAAAUAGUUUAAUCUCUCGGAGAUCUUUGGAGGAAAGCAUUAUAGUCGACGACUUCCAGCAGUCCGUCGUGUCCGCGGCCAGCUCAAGAAAAUCUGGAACCUCCGGGGAUUCUGGUACCAGCCGUCUGUCCAGGGACACGGAGGUGUAGGGGCGUCACGUCGUCUGAGGGGGGCGUCACGUCGUCUGAGGGGUG